Ipomoea triloba (trilobed morning glory) is the source of this 1419-nucleotide messenger RNA. Its product is annotated as secretory carrier-associated membrane protein 3-like. The record is from RefSeq and is a predicted model, not a curated record. Gene Ontology annotation, biological process: protein transport. Gene Ontology annotation, cellular component: trans-Golgi network membrane; recycling endosome membrane. The transcript has 13 exons. Lineage: Eukaryota; Viridiplantae; Streptophyta; Magnoliopsida; Solanales; Convolvulaceae. The coding region runs from base 205 to 1137 and encodes 310 amino acids.
AUGACCGAAAUCAAAACAGGUCUACAAUGUUUCAGAGCUGACCAAAAACUUUGUUUUCUCUCUCUACAAUUCCUCCCGAUUUCAUCGUAAAAAGCUCCGAGGUUUUCUUAUCUGCUAAGGUGCCUCGUUUUCAUCCGUAUUAUUAACCGUUCAUAUUCAGAUCUCGGCUUCUCUGAUUGCCGAGGAGUUACCUACUGAGCUGAAAUGGCCGGCCGUUACGAUAGCAAUCCUUUCGAGGAAGAGGAGGAAGUUAAUCCGUUUGCCGACCAUGGAGCUAGGGGAAAAGCAGCAGGGGGGUCUGCAUUUAGUGGAGGUGCAUUUUACACAACAAGCUCUGGCAGUGUUCCUCCAGCCACAAACUCAAGGCUUUCACCUCUUCCUCCUGAACCAGCUGGUUUCUAUAAUAGCAAUGACUCUGUUGAUAUUCCACUAGACAAUACAUCGGAUUUAAAAAAGAAAGAGAAGGAGUUACAGGCUAAAGAGUCUGAACUGAGGAGAAGGGAGCAGGACUUAAAGCGGAGAGAAGAUGCUGCUGCUCGAGCCGGUAUUGUUCUUGAGGAGAAGAACUGGCCUCCAUUCUUCCCAAUAAUUCACCAUGAUAUUGCUAAUGAAAUUCCAAUUCAUCUUCAGAGGCUGCAGUAUGUUGCAUUUACAACCUUGUUGGGGCUUGUUGCUUGUCUUUUGUGGAAUAUAGUUGCUGUCACUACUGCAUGGAUUAAAGAGGGAGAUGUAAAAAUCUGGUUCCUAUCUCUUAUCUAUUUCAUCUCAGGGGUUCCAGGAGCCUAUGUACUGUGGUAUCGUCCACUAUAUCGUGCUUUUAGGAAUGAAAGUGCAAUGAAGUUUGGAUGGUUUUUCAUGUUUUACUUGCUUCACAUUGGAUUCUGCAUCUUUGCUGCUGUUGCUCCUCCAGUAGUUUUCAGAGGCAAAUCUCUAACAGGUAUCCUGCCCGCAGUAGAUCUCGUAGGCAAGCAAGUAUUGGUCGGGAUUUUCUACUUCAUCGGCUUUGGCUUUUUUUGCCUGGAAUCAGUAAUCAGUGUCUGGGUUAUUCAGCAAGUCUACAUGUAUUUCCGAGGCAGUGGCAAAGCUGCAGAGAUGAAACGCGAGGCUGCUAGAGGAGCCUUGAGAGCGGCGAUAUAAUGUUCUUCCCUCCCACUGCUGCAUUGAAUGAUUUUGGGGACUGACUAGUUGGCCUGCCUUUGUGCCAAUUAGGCGGGCGCCAGAUACAUGAGUUGCUUACUUCAGCUUAGGCAUAUAUGUUUGUUUCAUAUGUUAGUAUUUGUUCCUGCGAUAUAUGGUUUACCUUUUGACCAAAGUGCCUUGAUUACAUUAUAGAAACUAUACUUUCUACCUUUUUUGGACACAACAGAUUCGUGGGUGUAAAUCUUUAUCGUUUUCAUUAAUCAUUAUUUGGUGCAUCUA